Molecule: messenger RNA, 5578 nt
Organism: Musca domestica (house fly)
Lineage: Eukaryota; Metazoa; Arthropoda; Insecta; Diptera; Muscidae
Exons: 2
Coding region: 86-1630 (514 amino acids)
Molecular function (GO): nucleic acid binding; zinc ion binding
Source: RefSeq, a predicted model, not a curated record
UUUUGCUGGUGUCCGCAACAAGGCCUCUUAGCGGAUUUGUUGCUGUUGUACCCUUCAUAUUUAUUCUGUGUUCCCAUAAGGCAAAAUGUCUCAGGAAGGACGUGGUGAUGACUUGGCCUCGGAACAGGCCAGUGAUACGAAUCCCAUUUGUGGUGGCUGUGCUAAUCCAAUCACAUCUAAAUCACAUUUUGUACGCACAAAUUGUGGCCAUACUUUCCACAAAUCGUGUCUCUCACAAUGUAUGAAGUCGCGUCCUUUCUGUCCAAUUUGCAAUGUACGCGUCCUUAGUGAACCUCCUACACCAGGUACUACUACCAGAUCACAAUCUAAGUCUCAAAAUACAAUAUCAAAUAGGAUCCCAGAAAGCCAGCCAUCUCAGCCAGUGCCCUCCGUUACCCAGCCGUCAACACAGAAUACAGGGGAAUCUUCGAUUCGUCCUGAGGAUUUACAGGGGAUGAUUUCGUCCAUAGUCUCUGCACAACAGGCCCAAUUACUCGCAAGUCUCAGUGAUCAGAUUGCUCGACUUGUCCAGACAAAUAUAGAGUCCAGGUUAUCUCGUAGUGAUCUAAAUGGCCGUCCUGCAUCUCCUGCUGCAGCGGUCCAGACACAACACACCUCACCCAGACAAAUUCAGACGUUACCCUCAGUUGAGGAGAGGACAUUCCGCGAGAUGUUUGGAAUUUCUUUAAAUAAUACGGGAAACCAAGCCCAGCUUAAUAGUAGUCGUACGGGUCCCUCUGUUUCAGUUUCCAAUAGUACUUCGUCUGAUCUUACAUCUAGGCCAGACAAGGUAUUACAUAUUAUGUCGAAUUGGAAGAUUAAAUUCAAUGGGAAUAUAAACGGCUUAUCUAUUGAAAAUUUUAUCUACCGAGUGAAAGCUCUUACUUUGCAGACCCUACAGGGAGAUUUCGAUCUUCUAUGCCGUAAUGCUAGUUCUUUAUUUGAGGGCAAAGCUGCCGAUUGGUUCUGGCGUUACCAUCGGUCAGUACCAGUAGUUUCUUGGCAAGAACUAUGCAGAGCUUUACGUCAACAGUAUAGUGAUUCUAGGACGGAUAUAGACAUAAGAGAGCUCAUCAGGGACAGAAAGCAAAAUCGUGGGGAAAGUUUCGAUGUUUUCUACGAGUCGAUUGUCGAAUUAACAGAUCGAUUAAAGGAACCUCUUUCUGAGACCAUGUUGGUAGAGGUAUUGCGAAGAAAUUUGCAGCCUGAAAUUCAACAUGAGAUUUUAAAUUUACGUAUUAAUUCACUCCAGGAAUUGAGAAAUAUAUGCAGAAAACGAGAAUUCUUUCUGCAGGAUGUAAGAAGAAAGCAGGGAAUAUUGCCAGCAAAGUCAAAUAUAGGUUCGAGGAGGAUGGCUGAAUUGGACGAGGUAGUGGAUACGGUUUUGCUAGAUUCCCAGGAUGAUGUUGAUGAUCAGGUUUCUGGAAUAUCUCUUUGUUGUUGGAAUUGUCAUCAAGCAGGACAUCGGUACCAGGAUUGCCUCUCCGAUAGAACUGUGUUUUGUUAUGGUUGCGGUGCUCCGAACACCUAUAAACCGAACUGUUUAAAAUGCAAUCCAAAAAACGGUCGAUUGGGUGCACAGAAGAGUGCACCAGGACAGGGGAAGUUGCCGGAGACAGGGCUAAGGUAACUACUUUAAAGAGGAGGAUUGAUAAUAGCGACGUAAGUGAUUCCAACUCAUUUCCACGUUCAAAAGCCCAACCAACUCAUACAAUUAAACCUUUUCAUGUUCGGUUGAAGGAGUAUAGGGAAGCCAAAGAGAGAAUUUUUGGUAGUAAAAGAGUAGCUUCGAGGUCAGCAAAUCGAAUGUGCCAAUUUUGGAAGAAAGUUAGAAGUUUUAAGAUGAAUUGCAUAUCCUCUGUUUUAGACAAACCCUCUGAUGUCAGGCCUUAUGCUGAAGUGACACUUUUUGGGGAGAAGGUUUUGGGGCUUUUAGAUACGGGGGCAUCCUUGAGCUGCAUAGGGUCAAAAUUUGCUAAAUCCUAUCUUGAUUCGGGGCGUCCUUUUAAAAUGCUUAACUCUUCGGUAAAAACUGCUGAUGGGCAAAGUCAGAAAAUCUAUGGAUGCGUAGAAACCACUAUAAUGUUCAGAGGAAUUCAAAAACCAACAACUAUUUUUAUAGUUCCAAGUCUCGACAAAGAUCUAUUCUUAGGUGUUGAUUUUUGGAAGUCCUUUAACCUGCUUCCGCCAGGAUUGUCCUCGCCCGAUUAUGUUUCAGAUAAUGUUUCCUGGAUAUCCGAAUUAGCUCCAAACAUUCAUCUCUCUGAACUCCAAAAGCAUCAGUUGGAUCAGAUAAUCAACUUAUUUCCUUCAUUCUCGAAACAGGGGUUGGGCAAAACUAAUAUUCUCUGCCAUUCCAUUGACACUGGUUCCGCAAAACCCAUAAAACAGAGGCAUUUCCCAGUUUCGCCAGCUGUGGAAAAGCUUAUUUACGAAGAGUUAGAUCGUAUGCUAGAGCUAGGGGUUAUAGAGGAGUCCACAAGCGCCUGGUCCUCACCGGUGGUGCUUCAUCGAAAACCAGGAAAAAAUAGACUCUGCCUUGACAGUCGUAAGCUCAAUUCCGUUACGGUGGGAGAUGCGUACCCUUUGCCUCAUAUUGAAGGAAUACUAAGCCGUCUUCCGAAAGCAAAGUAUAUUACCGCCUUAGAUCUUAAAGAUGCCUUUUGGCAAAUUCCUCUUGACCAUGAAUCUAGAGAGAAAACAGCAUUUACAGUCCCCGGAAGACCCUUGUACCAGUACACCGUAAUGCCUUUUGGGCUUUGUAAUGCACCGCAGACAAUGUCUCGAUUAAUGGACAAGGUGAUUCCGGCGGAACUUAGGACGGAGGUAUUUGUUUACCUCGAUGAUUUGUUGAUCAUAUCGGAAUCGUUCAAUAGACAUCUUGAGGUUCUAAGGUUGGUAGCACGAAAGAUUAGGGAAUCCGGCCUUACUAUAAAUGUUGAAAAAAGCAAUUUUUGUGUAUCGGAGGUUCGAUACUUAGGACAUUUGAUAGGCAAUGGUGUUAUUAGAACAGAUCCCGAUAAGGUUUCAGCGAUAACUGAGUUUCCAGUUCCGCGAUCUAUCAAGCAGGUUCGGAGAUUUCUUGGUAUGACUGGAUGGUACCGCAAGUUCAUCCGAGACUAUGCUUCUAUUGCCACGCCUUUGACGGAUUUAACGCGUGUUAAACGAAAAUUUGUUUGGUCUGAGGAAGCUCAGAAGUCAUUUGAAAUGUUAAAGUCCCAUCUGAGCACCGCUCCCGUCUUACAUAGUCCUGACUUCACACAGCCGUUUUUUAUACACUGUGAUGCAAGUAGGACGGGGAUAGGAGGAGUACUGGUCCAGAAAGAUGCGGAGGGUGAAGAGUUUCCAGUCGCCUUUAUGUCAAAGAAACUCAAUCAAGCCCAACGCAACUAUUCAGUGACCGAACAAGAAUGCUUAGCAGCAAUGCUAAGCAUUAAAAAAUUCAGAGCUUAUGUGGAAGGACAUGAGUUCACCGUCAUCACUGACCAUGCGUCCUUGAAGUGGCUCAUGUCCCAAACUGAUCUCAGCACGCGGUUAGCUCGGUGGGCACUUAAACUACAAGGUUACAGAUUUAAAAUUGAACACAGGCGUGGUAGUCAAAACAUAGUCCCGGAUGCACUUUCUCGUGUUAAUUCUGAGGACCUGUCUUCUCUUACCUUUAAUUGCUUUUCACUUUCAGAGGUAAAUAAUAGUGGAUUUUUUGUAGAUGUUAAUUCAUCACAUUUCAAAUCAGAAGAGUAUAGAAGGCUGUUAGAGAAGGUUGGAAACAGCUUAGACAAAAUGCCUGAUCUAAAAAUUAUAGAUGGAUUUUUAUAUAGGAGAACAGAGCACGCGAUCGGGGAACAGUUUAAUGACGAUUUGUCAUGGAAGCUUUGGAUUCCCCGUGAUUUGGUCCCGGAGGUCUUGAAAAAUGCGCAUGACGACCCCCUGUCUUCUCAUGGCGGCAUAAAUAAGACACUCUACAAAAUUAGGAGAUUCUAUUUCUGGCCGAACAUGGCAGUAGAUGUUAAGAAAUACGUCAACAAUUGUGACAUAUGUAAAUGUAGCAAACAUCCUAAUCAGCCACUAAGACCGCCAAUGGGCAGGACCUCUGAUUCUGACAGAUUCUUUCAGAAAAUUUAUAUUGAUUUUCUCGGACCUUAUCCGAGAUCCAAAUCUGGUAAUAUAGGUAUAUUCGUUGCACUCGACCAUUACAGUAAAUUUCCUUUUCUUAAGGCGGUGAAAAAGUUUACAUCUGAUGUGGUAAUUAAUUACUUAGAAACUGAAUUGUUUCACACAUUUGGAGUGCCUGAAACUAUUGUCUCCGACAAUGGUUCUCAGUUUAAAUCAAAUUCAUUUAGCCAGUUUUUGAAACGAUACAAGGUCAAUCAUGUCUAUACAGCCAUACAUGCCCCUCAAGCAAACGCGUCUGAACGCGUCAAUAGAUCCGUCUUGUCCGCUAUCAAAUCCUAUGUAUCCCCGAACCAAAAUAACUGGGACCAAUUACUAAGUAGCAUCGGAUGUGCAUUAAGGUCCACUACACAUUCUGCGAUUGGGACUUCCCCAUAUUUUCUUGCCUUUGGCCAACAAAUGAUCACUAAUGCUUCCGUUUAUCCACUUCUUCGCCAGUUGCAAAUGUUAGAUGACAGGACUGUUAGGUUUAAUAAAAAUGAUUCGUUGGCUAUCAUGGGGAGCCGAGCGAAAGAAAUCAUGAGCAAGCAGUUUGAUAGGAAUCAAAGGUCUUAUAAUCUUCGCUCUAUGGAGGUCACCUAUGCCGAGGGACAGGAAGUAUUUCGGAGAAAUUUUAAGCAAAGUAGUUUUGAGCGUGGUUACAAUUCGAAAUUAGCUCCUACUUUCCUAAAAGCGCGGGUUCGGAAAAAGCUGGGGAAUAGCUAUUAUGAGCUUGAAGACCUGCAAGGAAAUAUAGUAGGCAAAUAUCAUGCCAAAGACAUGCGUCAAUAGCUAUUGUCCAUUGCAAGCGUGAUCAGCCUUAGGUGAUUAUUGUCACCCCUAAGCCUGAUUUUGGCGGGGGAGAAUUGUAGUAGCGCUUGCUCUUGUAAAAAUGUAGUGCUUUACAAUUUUUAUGAUUGUGGUAUGCCUGUCCAUAUACUUAGCGCCAUCUAUCUAUCAACCGGUUCAUUGUUGCAAUAUACCUAUCAGUUCGUUGACGUUUUUCCCACCUUUGUUGCCAAUUGUUUCCUCUUUUUAACUGGAAGAACAAUUAUGUAUUAUAGGCGGAUCCAAGUUUUCCUUUCCGAUGAAAUAGCAGCAUCCGUCCAUUUUGUCAAAAGUAACACCAAGGGUAGGCAUCGAUAUAAGGUAUUUCUACAUCGCUGCCUCGUUUUUUUAAAGUGAAUUGAAGAAAAUUAAAAAAUUAAAAAAAAACUACAAAAUUCUGAUAAGGAUUUUUUUUCCUGGUUGGCUGAAAUAUUUUUGUCACUGAACCACUUGACUUAAUAUUAACCUGAUAGCCGAAUCUUACAUCAAUUAAUUCAAAGAUGAAAUCACCAUUCCAUUAAGUGCCUAUGGUUUCGUUUGAGUUGCACAUGAUUUCAAUUGAAAGAUGCUUUACAUGAUUUUACAUUGGAUUGGUCUGGAA